AUGGUGCAGAAGAUGCUUGGUUCAGUUGUCCAAAUAGAAACACGACCACUGUACAACGGGAAUGAGGAGGCGCAAGGUGUAAAAAUACUUCAUCGUGUAUUUUGGAGUUUCAAUCCAUGCAUUAGGGCAUUCAGGCAUUGCAAGCCCCUGGUUCAGGUUGACGGCACACACUUAUACGGAAAAUACAAAGGUACACUUCUAGUUGCUGUUGCACAAGAUGGGAACCAGAACAUUGUGCCUAUCGCCUUUGCCUUAGUGGAAGGGGAGACAGCUGAUGCGUGGCACUUCUUUCUCAGGAAUCUGCGAAUGUAUGUUGUUAGAAAAGACGGUGUGGGUAUGAUCUCAGACCGACAUGAGUCAAUACGGGCAGCAGUAAAUCGUUCCGGUGGUGACUGGCAACCUCCAAGAGCAUGGUGGAUGUUUUGUACAAGACACAUAGGCAGUAACUUCUUAAGGGCAUUCAAAGUCUCUCACUUGCAAAAGAUUGUUGUCAACAUAGGGUAUUCAAGAACGGUGGAGGAGUACGAUAUCAACUAUAAGAGGUUGGAAGAGCGAGGCGAGGCAUAUGCCAGGUGGUGCGAUGCCAUUGGACUCAGACAUUGGGUAUUGGCAUUCGACGAGGGACAUCGAUGGGGCCAUAUGACAACAAACCUUGUCAAGUGCAUUAACUCAAUGUUGAAGGGUGCCCGUAAUCUACCUGUGUUGGCGCUGGUCCGAGCAACAUAUUAUAAGUUAAAUGAACUUUUUACGCAGAAGAGUGCCGAUACUCACGAACGCAAGCGUGCUGGAUAUACGUACUCCGCAUUUGCGCAACAGCGGAUAGAAUCAAGUAUGCAACAUAUUGGGAAUAUAGUUGUGCACUGCUUUGAUAGACGAAAUGAGGUGUUUGAGGUUCGCAAAAUGACUACUGGAAACGUGUUAGUUGUUGAUCUUGCGCGACGGACAUGUGACUGUGGGCACUUUGAGGUUGAACGAAUACCAUGUCGCCAUGUUAUUACUUGCUGUGCUAACCAGUGUCUCGAUUGGCAGUUGUAUGUGCAUGAUGUGUACAAGAUGACAGAGGUUCGUAAAGUAUAUAGGUUUGAGUUCACACCAUUAGGUGAUCCCGAGACAUGA
Arachis stenosperma is the source of this 1116-nucleotide messenger RNA. RefSeq lists its product as uncharacterized. The coding region runs from base 1 to 1116 and encodes 371 amino acids. Lineage: Eukaryota; Viridiplantae; Streptophyta; Magnoliopsida; Fabales; Fabaceae. The transcript has a single exon. The record is from RefSeq and is a predicted model, not a curated record. Gene Ontology annotation, molecular function: zinc ion binding.